AUGUAUCCUCAACCGGGGGCUCCGAUGCCUCCUCCGCAGAAACCGGAAACUUUCAUGCUAUCACAGGAAGCGCAGCAGAGCCUGCCGCAUGAUGCGCAAGUCGCGUUGCAGCAAGUGGAUAACCUGAAAUAUUUCCUUUUGUCGGCUCCCGUCGACUGGCAACCGGACCAGCUCAUUCGCCGUUUUCUCCUCCCCACGGGCGACUAUGUUUCCUGUGUUCUCUGGAGCAACCUAUUCCACAUUUCGGGUACCGACAUCGUGCGCUGUCUUGCUUUCCGAUUCCAGGCGUUUGGUCGUCCCGUGAAGAACUCUAAGAAGUUCGAGGAGGGCAUCUUCUCCGAUCUGCGGAAUCUCAAGGCCGGCACCGAUGCCACUCUCGAAGAACCCAAGAGCGCAUUCCUAGAUUUCCUGUACAAAAACAACUGCAUUCGCACCCAGAAGAAGCAGAAAGUGUUCUACUGGUACAGCGUGCCCCACGAUCGACUCUUCCUAGAUGCGCUCGAACGAGACCUGAAGCGUGAGAAGAUGGGCCAGGAAGCGACCACAGUUGCCGUCAGCGAGCCCGCAAUGUCGUUCGAAUUCGACUCAUCCCAGUCCCUCUACGAGCAGUUGACAAAGGCGCAACAAGCGAAUUCUUCCUCCUUCGCUGCCCACGCAAGUACGACAUAUGGCCAGCCCAGUUCCCCCGUGGUUCGGACCGUUGACGCAAUGCCUCCUCCCCAGAUGGCUCCCCCAGCGAUCCCGCUGCUCCAGGACGAAUCGGGCCACCCGACGAUGUACAGCGCGCCACAAGUGCCCCUGACGAACAACCUAGUCCAAGGUAUCAUUAAGCGUGAGCAGGAUUACGGCCCCAUCCACUACGAUCGCAACGGAAUGCCUGUCGCCCGCAUCCACCAGCGCCAUUCGUCCAUGCCGAACUUCUACGAGUACUCGCCCGCGCCCUCCUUUGUCUCUUCGCAGUACGAGGAUUACAGCAACCGCGGCCUAUCCUUUGAACCGGUGACUCCCCCGCAGCACUCGGUCGGACUCAGUGCUGAGCCUGCGUACAUCGCGAACGAGGACACCGGCUUGUACACUGCGAUUCCGGACCUGUCGAAUGCGCCCUCGUACAAUCCCAUGAUGCAGCUGCCUCCGUCGAACUUCGCCAGUGGUCACUACCCGUCUGCUUCGCGGUCUUUCUCGUCCAACGCGUACUCCGUUAUCGAGGGCUCCCCGACCUACAAGCAGCGCAGGCGCCGUCCGUCCGUCACUCCGGGUGCUUCAAGCAUGCCGGGGACUGCCAACGGCUCUGCUCAUGGUACCCCGGCUCCGCAACCGCCCACUUAUGCUGCUCACCGACCCAGUGACCUCCGUCGAUCGGUUUCGAGCUCCGUGGCUCCGGUGGCUGAGGGGGAAGAGGUCGCUCAUGAGUACUCUCGGGCCUACCCUUCGAUGCUCCCGCAAAAGGACCUGCUUCAGGAGAUCUCGCGUCACGGGACCCCGCUGCAGAACUUGGAGGAGACCGUUGAUCAGCACCAAGUGCCACUGAGCAACCAAGCGGACAACUUGGCAGCGCUCCCCACCAGCGCCGCACUGGAGACUACGGUUCAAAACAGCACUAGUCGGUCGGAUCGGGCAGGCCCUGGUCCUGCCCGUCGGGCUCGAAGUGCGACCAUGAUGGAGCUGGGACCGUACCCUCAAAAGUCUCACUCAUGCCCAAUCCCAUCCUGUGGCAGACUCUUCAAGAGAUUAGAACACCUUAAGAGGCACGUGAGGACCCAUACUCAGGAGCGACCAUACCCCUGCCCCUACUGCAGCAAAGCCUUUUCGCGUUCCGACAACCUCGCACAACACCGUCGUAUCCACGAAGCCCAGCACGAUGGCCAACCUGCCUUGACAGCUGAGGAGGACAUAGAGAAUGACGCCAACGACUUUGAUUCUCAAGGCGAAGACUCGUCUCCGCCCGCGCAUCCCGAACACAUGGUCAACAUGCCGCCGAUGACUACGAUGGCUACCACAAUGAGUAUUCCAUCUGCCAUGCCGAACAUGGUUGCGUCCCACAUGAUCGCUCCUCAGAUGCUCCAGCAGCAGAUGUGA
Molecule: messenger RNA, 2076 nt
Organism: Penicillium argentinense
Lineage: Eukaryota; Fungi; Ascomycota; Eurotiomycetes; Eurotiales; Aspergillaceae
Gene: steA
Product: sexual development transcription factor SteA
Exons: 5
Coding region: 1-2076 (691 amino acids)
Biological process (GO): sexual reproduction; regulation of DNA-templated transcription
Cellular component (GO): Ste12p-Dig1p-Dig2p complex; nucleus; Tec1p-Ste12p-Dig1p complex
Molecular function (GO): DNA-binding transcription factor activity
Source: RefSeq, a predicted model, not a curated record